Molecule: messenger RNA, 1800 nt
Organism: Cyanistes caeruleus (blue tit)
Lineage: Eukaryota; Metazoa; Chordata; Aves; Passeriformes; Paridae
Source: RefSeq, a predicted model, not a curated record
AGCUUUCUGCACUCCCAGCAGCAUCGACAGUCCUCAGAGCUGCCCACUCAUUUCAGCAAACAUUUUCGGCUUCUGCUGCUGCUGCUGCUGUAAAGGCAUGAAUACUCCAAAUGUUUCUGACUCCGGCAACGGAAACAUGUGGAAUAUAGGCAACGAUUUUGGCUGCAAAAGAACAGAAAUGUAUGAUACACCUGAUAUUUCUGGCUUCACUCAAGGAGCAAUGUGGAGUACCUACAACAUUUCUGGCUCCAGAGGAAUAGAAUCACAGCACGCACACAAUGUUUCUGGCAACAGAGGAACAGAAGUAUUGGAAGGUCAGCUUGAGGACACUGAUUCCAGCAAGAUGACUGCACAAAGCAGCAGACAUACAUCUGACACCUCACAGAAGCCAUCAGCCUAUGGAGACCAGACUUCCAACAUGAAGGAAAUGCCUGAAAUAAUGGACGAGUUCAUCAAUAAAUACAAAAAGGAAAUGUUGCAAAUGAUGGAAGAGGUGAACAAUAAACAAAAAGAAGAAAUAUUUGAAAUGAUGAAAGAAAUGGACAAGAAGAACACAAAGGAAAGAGAUGAAUUUCUGCAAGCAAUGGACAACAAAAUAAUAUGGAUGCGCGAUGAGAACAGAAAUGCCUUUGAAACUAUUUAUAGUCACCUUCUGAAUAGUCACAACAGAGCACUUCCUGGAAGGGCAAUCCAAAUACAGCCUGAGGAGAAAGAGGAAAAUAAGAUGCUGAAAGAGAAGAUCAAAAAGCUAGAGGCAAGAAUCCAAGAGCUCUUGGCUAAAGCAAUAGUCAUGCACCAACACUCUGAGGACAUCAAUGACCCUUCACGUUUGUCUGCUGUGCUGGAUAGAUAUGAGCUGCUCAGGCUACGGGAAUGGGAAAAAGUCAAGAGCUCCAUGCCCCACCGUUGGACAUAUAAAGAAGGCAGCCGUGCCAUUAAGAAGCUGUUUGAUGCCUGUGAGAAAGACAUACAACAGAGAACAGAUGCCAUAAUUAAAGGUUUUGACAUUCCACUUGGGAAUAAUACUUUGACCAAGGUGAUGAUGCAAGACAUAAUGAAGCUGCUCAGGCAACAUUAUCGCGAAAAUUCAGCACUUUACAAGAUUGUUCAAGAAGCUGCCAUUCACAUAGGAAGUGGAAAUGAAACACAGUUCUUGCUGCAGUGCUGCCAAAUUUAUUGUUUGCUGUUUCUUCAGGACCCACCAGUUAAAGCAGACUGGAAGAUGGACAUACAGUAUUUAGAGCACGUGGACAAGAAAGAUGCUGCGUAUUGGAAAAAACCAUCACUUCUGUGGCCCAUAAUGAAAUGUGGGGAACAAAUUCUUGUGAGAGGUGUAGUCUGGGAUUAAGGGAGAAUGACUUGACAGUCAGGCUAAUUACUUGCUUUGACAUAAGAAGAUGAAACUUUUGCUGUGCAAUACUCAGCUUUUCUUUCUCUCAUGAAUUGCUUGCUUUUCAGAGCUAGUAAGUUAGACAUCCCCCAUAUGGGACACUUAGGAUAAAUCAUCAUUAACAAACCUGUAUUAAAAAUUGAAGCUAUUCCAAUUGUCUCCUCACCACUCCUCACCAGUGCCACCUGCCUGUUACCACUCAGCUGCUUUCCCACAUCUGUGCAAUUUACCUCUCCCAAAGUCCUUCAGCUACAUGUGUGCCACAGCUCUGGGCCAAAGAGCUCUAAAAGUUGUAUUCCAUGGCAUAAGACGGAUGCAGUGAGGCAAGUGCAUGUUUAUGUGAUUUUGUGUGACACGGUAUUCUGUAAGCAACUUGAGAAUGACCAAAUAAAAAGAGAUUUUAAAUUCUA